CCAACAGCCUUUUGGAAUAAAAAACGUAGAACCUAAUGUACAUUAAAAAGCAUUGCCAUUUCUCUGGGAAUAUGGCUUUAAGGCCGGUGAUGUACCAAGUCUCAGAUACGUUGCAAAAGAUGCUGAGUCCUUAACAGCGCUUUCUUGCCUUAUUUGCUUACGAUGUUUGGUUUCCUAAUUAAGCUAAAGCUUUUUAUUGUUCCUGCCUUUUAUCAUCAAAAUGUGAAUGAUUCUGGAACAGGUUUAGUUCAUCCUGUUAUUUGACUGAAGGGAAGCUGGGAAAUAAUAACGACCCCCCCACCUGUGUGUAAGAAAGCAGAGUUUGCUAAAGGCUGUCCCGCCUGGUUGCUCCUUGACUCUCUCCAUAACCCUGUAGGGAGGUGGAGCAGGGGUUGAUUCGUUUCACUGCCUGAGUCUGAGGCUCAGAGAGGUUAAAGUGACUUGUCGAAGCCAAAACUAGAACCAGGUCUCCGACAUCUUUUGUGUUGGUUUACUUUCGUUGUGUGGUUCCAGGAUACCUCCUCUCUCCUCCUGCCACUGCUUCCCUGUCGGCCUGGGUGUGCUGUGCUGUGCUGUCUGUCGGCAGUCCCUCAUAGCAAGCUCCCUGGGGUUGCUCGGGGCAGGUUUGCUGACCACACCAUGACUCUGAGUGACCUAGAGUGAAAUGAGAGGGCUUGGAGGGAAACAGAGUAGGUGGGAAUUCAUGUUUGUGGGCGCCUGCUAUGUCCAAACGACUGUGCUGGCCAGGUUCGUGUUCUCAAAUGUGGGAGGGUGGGGGUGGUGGGAUACCAGGCACGGGGACACCUGGCCAUGGGGAGUAUGUUCUGAGCAGACUGCCUAAGGGCCAGAGACCACUUUGACCACUCAGUUGUUCACCAGCUUCUCCACUCGGAGGAAUGGACAGCAGUUGGAAUGAGAGCCUCUGCUUGCCCUCAUGACCUCUCUGUUUUAAGCGUUUGCAGGACUGGAGAUGCUAUGCUGCUCUCAUGAGCUGGUCACUGAGUCUGUCUACCACAGCCCUUUCGGAACCUCUGGCUGUCCAGAAGCUCUGCUGUGCUCCUUGCCAAGAUGAAGUGCGUCUUGGUGGCCACGGAGGGUGCAGAGGUCCUCUUCUACUGGACGGACAAAGAGUUUGAGGAGAGUCUGCGGCUGAAGUUUGGGCAGUCAGAGAAUGAGGGAGAAGAGCUUCCCGCCCUGGAGGACCAGCUCAGCACCCUCCUAGCCCCGGUCAUCAUCUCCUCCAUGACGAUGCUGGAGAAGCUCUCAGACACAUACACCUGCUUCUCGACGGAGAACGGCAACUACCUGUAUGUCCUUCACCUGUUCGGAGAGUGCCUGUUCGUUGCCGUCAAUGGAGACCACACAGAGGGCGAGGGGGACCUGCGGCGGAAGCUGUGCGUGCUCAAGUACCUGUUCGAGGUGCACUUCGGGCUGGUUACCGUGGACGGCCAGCUCAUCCGAAAGGAGCUGCGGCCCCCAGAACUGGAGCAGCGCAUCCAGGUGUGGGAGCACUUCCAGAGCCUGCUGGGGACCUACGGCCGCCUACGGGAGCAGGAGCAGUGCUUCGCUGUGGAGGCCGUGGAGCGGCUGAUUCACCCCCAGCUCUGUGAGCUGUGCAUCGAGGCGCUGGAGCAGGACGUCAUCCAGGCCGUGAACUGCAGCCGCGAGCGGGCCGGCGAGGAGGCCCUGCACGCCCUCCUACUCGUGCACUCCAAGCUGCUGGCCUUCUACUCCAGCCAUGGCGCCAGCUCCCUGCGCCCAGCCGACCUCCUCGCCCUCAUUCUCCUGGUUCAGGACCUCUACCCCAGCGAGAGCACAGCGGAGGACGAUGACACUCAGCCUUCCCCAUGGAGGGGCCGGAGCAGCCAGAACAUUCCCGUGCAGCAGGCCUGGAGCCCUCGCUCUGCAGGCCGGACCAGGAGGAGUUCUGCAGGGACUGAGACAGACAGCUCCCUCCCUGAGGAGUACUUCACACCGGCUCCUUCCCCUGGGGAGCAGAGUUCAGGUAGCACCGUCUGGCUGGAUGGGGGCACCCCACCCACUGAUACUCCCCAGGUCCAGAUGGCUGAGGACACCCUCCAGACGCUGCUCCCUGGCUCCCCGGGACCUUCCAGCCCCAGAAGGAUUUUCCUGGAUGCCAGUGUGAAAGAGAGCUACUGCCCCAUGGUGCCCCACACCAUGUACUGCCUGCCCCUGUGGCCAGGCAUCAACAUGGUGCUCCUGACCAAGAGCCCCAGCACGCCCCUGGCCCUGGCCCUGUACCAGCUGCUGGACGGGUUUUCCCUGCUGGAGAAGAGGCUGAAGGAGGGGCAGGAGGUCGGGAGCACCCUACGGUCCCACCCCCUUAUGGGGGACCUGCGCCAGAGGAUGGACAAGUUUGUCAAGAAUCGUGGGGGGCAAGAGAUUCAGAGCACCUGGCUGGAGUUCAAGACCAAGGCCUUCUCCAGGAGUGAACCCGCAUCGUCCUGGGAGCUGCUGCAGGCGUGCGGGAAGGUGAAGCGGCAGCUCUGCACCAUCUACCGUCUUAGCUUCCUGAGCACGGCUCCAGGCCGGGGAGGCCCCCAGCUGCCCCAGCACCUGCAGGACCAGGUCCAGACGCUGAUGCAAGAAAAGCUAAUGGACUGGAAGGACUUUCUGUUGGUGAAGAGCAGGAGGAACGUCACCAUGGUGUCGUACCUAGAGGACUUCCCAGGCUUGGUGCAUUUCAUCUACGUGGACCGCACGACCGGGCAGAUGGUGGCCCCUUCCCUCAGCAGCAGUGAGAGGACUUCAUCGGAGCUGGGCAAGGGGCCCCUGGCCGCCUUCAUCAGAACCAAGGUCUGGUCUCUGAUCCGGCUGGCGCGCAGAUACCUGCAGAAGGGCUACACCACGCUGUUGUUCCAGGAGGGCGACUUCUACUGCUCCUACUUCCUGUGGUUCGAGAACGAGAUGGGGUACAAGCUGCAGAUAAUGGAGGUGCCUGUCCUGUCCGAUGACUCGGCCCCCGUCGGCAUGCUGGGGGGAGACUACUACAGGAAGCUCCUGCGAUACUACAGCAAGGGCCACCCGGCUGAGGCUGUCAAGUGUUACGAGCUGCUAGCCCUCCACCUGUCGGUCAUCCCCACAGACGUGCUGGUGCAGCAGGCCGGCGAGCUGGCCCGGCGCCUGUGGGAGGCCUCGCGCGUCCCCCUGCUCUAGGCCAGCCCGGACUGCCCCAGUGCAGUCUGCCUGUGCGUCCUGGUUCUCCAGGCCCAACCCCGCUUGCAAACAUCCUCACAGCAAGAGCCUCCUCCUGUUCCUGGAGGCCACCCGAGGGUGGCACAGAGUUCCAGGGCAGCCCCAGGGUUUCUUAAAGAAAUUCCACCUAGACCGGCCUCCACGGGGUUGUGAACAAACCCCCACUCCUUCCCUCUGGAGGAGGAGGGAGGCCAGGGGGUUCCAUUGGUCUCCUUAUAACAGCAGUGGCUGUGAGGUUGGAGCUAGGGCAGCCGCUGUUUCACACUGCCUCUUCGUUUAUCCCCAGGAGACAGGGAGGAAGUCCCCAGUGCCCGCGGGUGUCUAGAGACACCCUCCUUUCUGCUGUUCUCGGAGUGGAGAAAGAACUCCCUCCCUCGGGAAGCCAUUUGCCUCCCAGAUGAAAGGGGCUCCACUGGCUGGGCGUGAUUCCAGCUCUGCAGCUCUGGGCAGGUUUCCUACACUCUCACCUGUCUCCCCACGUUUAGAGUGACAGCACCACCUCUCAGGAUGGUUGUGAGGGCCCCAGACAUGCGCAGGUGCUCAAUAAAUGCUGGUUACGUUUAUUGUUA
Diceros bicornis minor is the source of this 3785-nucleotide messenger RNA. RefSeq names its product HPS1 biogenesis of lysosomal organelles complex 3 subunit 1 (gene HPS1). The transcript is spliced from 19 exons. Gene Ontology annotation, biological process: vesicle-mediated transport; melanosome assembly. Gene Ontology annotation, molecular function: guanyl-nucleotide exchange factor activity. NCBI's taxonomy places the organism in Eukaryota, Metazoa, Chordata, Mammalia, Perissodactyla, Rhinocerotidae. Gene Ontology annotation, cellular component: BLOC-3 complex. Bases 1069 to 3177 code for a protein of 702 amino acids. The record is from RefSeq and is a predicted model, not a curated record.